CACUUUUUAUCUCCUGUUCUUAACUAAUUUUCUUAAUCUCUUUGGAUUAAUUAAGAGGGGAAUUGAGAUAGAAGGAUUGAGAGUAUAAUUCCAAUAAAUGGAGAACUUGUUAGGGCUCCUGAGGGUGCGGGUGGUCAAAGGGAUCAAUCUCGCCUAUCGUGAUGCCACCGGAAGCGAUCCUUACGUUGUCGUUCGCAUGGGUAAUCAGAAAUUGAAGACUAGCGUGAAGAAGAACAAUGUCAAUCCAAUUUGGAAUGAAGAUUUGACUCUCACCGUUUCAAAUCCUCUUCAGCCAGUGAAACUUAAAGUAUACGACAAGGAUACCUUCAGUCGCGAUGACAAAAUGGGAGAUGCGGAGAUCGACAUUGAGCCGUUCGUGGAAGCUGUGAAGAUGAACCUAUCUGGGCUCCCUAAUGGCACCACAAUAAGGAGAGUGUAUCCCAAUAGGCAAAACUGCUUGGCGGACGAGAGUGGCAUCGUGUGGAGAGAUGACAAGGUGGUGCAGGACAUCAUACUUAGGCUCAGAAAUGUCGAGAGUGGCGAAUUGGAGCUACAACUGAUGUGGAUUAGCAUACCAGGCGCUGCGGGCUUUUAGGACGAUGAUAUGUAUCUUGCAAGUUCAAUUCCCAAAGCCUUAUUUACUUGUUCUCCUCCAUUGUAUCAAAUUUU
Messenger RNA from Zingiber officinale, 669 nucleotides. RefSeq names its product protein C2-DOMAIN ABA-RELATED 3-like. The record is from RefSeq and is a predicted model, not a curated record. Bases 98 to 595 code for a protein of 165 amino acids. NCBI's taxonomy places the organism in Eukaryota, Viridiplantae, Streptophyta, Magnoliopsida, Zingiberales, Zingiberaceae. The transcript has 3 exons.